AGGUCAAAAUAUUGAGAAAACAAAGGGGAGAGAGAAGCAUGUACCUACUUGUUUCUACUUCCAUUCCAACCCUACGACUCUGUCGUCACUAGAGAGAGAGAGAGAGAAGAAAUGAACAAAAGAAUCACCUUGCUGGUGAAGAUCCUCGUGUUCCUCUUCGCCGUUAACUCCCUCUCUCUCUUUCUCUACUUCACCUAUCACCAUUCCUCUUCCUCCACCAAACCUUCUUCUUCACACUUUCUCACACACAAAACUUUACGACGACCCUUUGGUGAAACACACCAAACCCACUUCUCAAAACCAUGGCCUGACCUACCCUCUUACCUUCCAUGGUCCCAAAUCACCACCUCCGCCACUCGCCGCUCUUGCGAGGGCUAUUUCGGAAACGGGUUCACGCGCCGCCUCGAUAUCCUCUCCUCCGGCGGCGGAGCAGGGUGGUUCCGGUGCUGGCACAGCGAGACUCUCCGGAGCUCGAUAUGCGAAGGGGAAAGGGUUCGCAUGGUGCCGGAGAGGAUAGAGAUGGCGAAGGGUGGUGAGACUUUGGUGGAGGUUAUUGGGAGAAGGGAAGAGGAGGAACUACCUUCGUUUCAAAACGGUGCGUUUGAGGUUGAUGGAGGUGAAGGGUUUGGUGUAGGGAGAGAGGAGAAGAUGCUUGUGGAUAGUGAGUUCUUGGAUUUGUAUGUGCCUCGAGGUGAGGUUAUGAGGCAUACAAUGCGUGAUUUGAUUAGUAAGAUUCGGAUCGUUGGAGGGAAGGACUUUGUUUGUGAUGAGUGGAUUGAGGAACCAACACUUUUGGUGACACGGUUUGAAUAUGCUAAUCUUUUUCACACUGUUACAGAUUGGUACAGUGCAUAUGUUUCUUCUAGAGUCACUAACCUGCCUAAUCGACCUCAUUUGGUCUUUGUAGAUGGCCACUGUACGACUCCUCUUGAAGAGACAUGGAAAGCGUUAUUCUCGAGUCUCAGAUAUGCUAAAAACUUCAGUGGUACAGUUUGUUUUCGCCAUGCUAUUCUCUCACCUUUGGGAUAUGAGACUGCACUGUUUAGAGGACUAACAGAAGAUAUAAAUUGUGAUGGAGCUUCUGCACAAAAACUUUGGCAAAAGCCUGAUAAUUACAAAACUGCACGCCUUUCUGAGUUUGGAGAAAUGGUCAGGGCAGCAUUUGAGCUACCUUUAAACUUACACCAUGUUGGAAAACAUGUCACUGGACAUAAUGUCCUUUUUGUUCGCCGUGAAGAUUAUUUAGCUCAUCCACGCCAUGGUGGUAAAGUUGAAUCAAGACUAAGCAAUGAGCAAGAUGUCUUUGAGUCCUUGAAGAGCUGGGCAUCUAGUUAUAAAGGGUGUAAAGUUAACCUUGUUAAUGGAUUGUUUGCACACAUGUCUAUGAAGGAGCAGGUACGAGCCAUUCAAGACGCAUCGGUUAUCAUUGGUGCCCAUGGUGCUGGUCUUACUCACAUAGUAUCUGCAUUACCUAAAACUGUGAUUCUGGAGAUUAUUAGCAGCCAAUUCAGACGCCCACAUUUUGCAUACAUUGCCCGUUGGAAAGGGUUGGAGUAUCAUGCAAUCAACCUUGAUGGAUCACAUGCUGAUCCUGGAACUGUGAUCAACGAGCUUGUCAACAUAAUGAAAAGCAUAGGGUGUUGAAUGUUUUGCGUUUGAGCUUGAAACUGCUGAUAUCUGAGCUUGAGUAGUGGAAAUAAAAGAUGAUUUUCUAUCUUUAUGAUUCACAUCUCAUCCGUGGCGCGCAAUCUUUUGCCUUCAAUUGCCAGCCAUUUUGGUUGCUGAAAGUGACACAGUUGCUGAUUUAUUGUUGGAGUAGAAAUAGCAUAACUUCUUUAAGCUGAAUUUAACUCAAUAAUUCUGUGAUGCCCUUGUUCAACUGAAGAAGGUUGCAGAAUCAGUGCUAUGAGUGAACUGGAUUGUUGUUAGUACCUGGCGUGGUAUUUGGCAUCUUGCAGCACCAUUUUGUUUCCUUCACUUGUUCCAUGUCCCCAAGUAUAUACAGAUGUGAGGUUUUUGCUUGUAUAUUGAUUCUUCCUCACACGGUUAUGUUGUACAAUAGGUGAUUCCAUUUGCUCAUUCUUUUUCUCGGAAUCAUUUUGAUUCAGAUACUGUUACUUAAAAUUGAGGUAAACCAUACAAAUUGCAUUUUUAAGUGCAUUAAACUUCUGCUGGCACAAUAUUACUGGAAAGACUAAUGUCGAAAUUUGAUUAGGGUUU
Messenger RNA from Gastrolobium bilobum, 2220 nucleotides. Its product is annotated as beta-1,2-xylosyltransferase. Gene Ontology annotation, molecular function: glycosyltransferase activity. Lineage: Eukaryota; Viridiplantae; Streptophyta; Magnoliopsida; Fabales; Fabaceae. The record is from RefSeq and is a predicted model, not a curated record. Bases 112 to 1644 code for a protein of 510 amino acids. The transcript is spliced from 3 exons.